Messenger RNA from Gongylonema pulchrum, 526 nucleotides. Lineage: Eukaryota; Metazoa; Nematoda; Chromadorea; Rhabditida; Gongylonematidae. The record is from the annotation of a GenBank genome assembly.
AGUGCCGAAACGCGUUUUCAUUCGUUACGAUUGCAUUUCAGGCCGCACAACGUGGACGAAACGACUAUCGAAAACAAUUCAACGUCGAAGCGGUUCAUUUUUGAACACAUUUGUGCCAUUUCGCAAAAGUAUUGAGCCAAGUAGUCCGAGUGCAGCAGCUGAUAAAUCACCUUCUUCGCCGCACCAUAAACGCCGUGCGAGUGCUGCACCGGCUGUCUGCUUGCAAAUUUCUUCUAAGGAUGCUCUACCAAUGGCGUUACCCUACCAAAAACACCGAAAUCCCGAAGUAGCACCAGCAGCUACUGUUAUCGCUACAGCUACUACCACAACUUCUGUUACUUCCGCUACCACUACUACUACUACUGCUACUACCACUACUACUACUGCCACUGCUAAUUCUGCUACUAUCAGCAUUACAGCUACUAUUCCCGCUACUGCUACUGCUACGACUGGCAAUGCUAGCGGCCUAACAACCGGUGUCUCCUCUGGUGAGCUCUUGCACUCUUAUGCGUUUUUGCAUGCGUAG